Molecule: messenger RNA, 5017 nt
Organism: Hippocampus zosterae (dwarf seahorse)
Lineage: Eukaryota; Metazoa; Chordata; Actinopteri; Syngnathiformes; Syngnathidae
Product: hexokinase-1-like
Exons: 20
Coding region: 312-3155 (947 amino acids)
Biological process (GO): glycolytic process; glucose 6-phosphate metabolic process; intracellular glucose homeostasis
Cellular component (GO): mitochondrion; cytosol
Molecular function (GO): ATP binding; mannokinase activity; D-glucose binding
Source: RefSeq, a predicted model, not a curated record
UGGCUCACUGCUUCCUUACUUUCACUCACGUGCCGGGCGAGCAAGAAGUGACACACAUGAGCCAGCUGAUUACUUUGAAAGCUGCCACUACUCGAUUGUCUAUCUUUAUUCGUCUCUUUCUCUAUUUUACGAGGCCGGUAGUGUUGAAUGAAGUAGACCUGUAAGUGGGUUUCUUCCCCGUCCCACGUUCCCUCUAUCUCUGUUCGUCCGUGUGUGUGGCCGUGUGCGCGUGUGAGAUAGAGAGGGAGAGCAAGAUAGAAGAGAGAGAGGGUGAGAGAGAGAGAGAGAAGAGGAGAGGAGAGGAGAGGAGGAUGAUCGCAGCCCAACUACUAGCGUACUACUUCGCCGAACUUAAGGAUGACCAGGUUAAAAAGAUUGACAAGUACCUGUACUCCAUGCGCUUCUCCGAUGAGACGCUACUGGACAUCACGCAGCGCUUUCGCAUGGAGAUGGUCAAAGGAUUGAGCCGCGACACCUACACCACGUCAUCUCUAAAGAUGUUGCCGACGUUUGUCCGCUCCAUCCCCGACGGCUCCGAGAAAGGAGACUUCAUCGCGUUGGAUUUGGGAGGAAGUGCCUUCAGGAUCCUUCGCGUCAAAGUCAGUCAUGAGAAGAAGCAGACGGUUCAGAUGGAGAGCCAGAGCUACGACACACCUGAGGACAUCAUGCACGGGAGCGGCACUAGGGUGUGUUCGCGCACGCCCCCACACACACGCACACGCACACACACACACAAAGGCAUCUUCGUUCUCACCUCCAUCUCUGCCUUGUUCCAGCUAUUCGACCAUGUGGCAGAGUGUCUGGGUGACUUCAUGGAAAAGCAUAACAUUAAAGACAAGAAGCUGCCAGUUGGCUUCACCUUCUCCUUCCCUUGCCAGCAAACCAAACUUGAUGAGAGCACUCUGAUAACAUGGACGAAGCGCUUCAAGGCGAGCGGAGUCGAGGGCUUGGAUGUUGUCCAGCUGCUCAACAAAUCCAUCAAAAAACGAGGCGACUAUGAAGCGGACAUCAUGGCUGUGGUGAACGAUACCGUGGGAACUAUGAUGACGUGCGGCUUCGACGACCAACGCUGUGAAGUCGGAAUUAUUAUCGGAACCGGCACCAACGCGUGCUACAUGGAGGAGCUGCGUCACAUCGACCUGGUGGAAGGUGACGAAGGCAGGAUGUGUGUGAACACUGAGUGGGGAGCCUUUGGAGACGAUGGCUGGUUGGAGGACAUCCGGACAGAGUUUGACCGAGAGAUUGACCGUGGCUCUCUGAACCCCGGCAAACAGCUGUUUGAGAAGAUGGUUAGUGGACUGUACAUGGGCGAGAUGGUUCGCCUAAUUCUGGUCAAGAUGGCCAGGGACGGUCUGCUGUUUGAAGGAAGGAUCACCGCUGAGCUUCUUACUAAAGGGAAGAUUGAGACCAAGCACGUGUCCGCUAUUGAGAAGAGUAAGGAGGGAUUAACCAAGGCCAAAGAGAUUUUAAUCAGACUUGGUGUGGAGCCCUCGGAUGAAGACUGCAUUGCCGUUCAACAUGUUUGCACCAUUGUCUCUUUCCGCUCUGCCAACCUGAUAGCGGCAGUGCUUGCGGGCAUCCUCAAGAGGAUCAAGGAGAACAAAGGGGUGGCCCGACUGCGCACCACUGUUGGCAUUGACGGAUCUCUUUACAAGAUGCACCCACAGUAUGCCCGUCGUCUUCAUAAGGCGGUCCGUCGACUGGUCCCCGACUCUGACGUGCGGUUUCUCCUGUCAGAGAGCGGUAGCGGUAAAGGAGCCGCCAUGGUGACGGCGGUGGCCUACAGACUCGCUGAGCAAUCGAGGCAAAUCGCACAAACUCUGUCAGAGUUCCGCCUGACGACCGAUCAGCUGCUGGAGGUAAAGCAGCGAAUGAGGACUGAGAUCCAAAAUGGCCUUUCGAAGGCUACGCAGGAGUCUGCCACCGUGAAAAUGUUGCCAACGUUUGUGUGCAGUACUCCCGAUGGCACAGAAAAUGGUGAUUUCCUGGCCUUGGAUUUAGGAGGAACCAACUUCAGGGUACUGAUGGUCAAAAUUCGUUCUGGGAAGAAAAGAACAGUGGAGAUGCACAACAAGAUUUACGCCAUUCCUCUGGAAGUGAUGCAGGGAACAGGAGAGGAGCUGUUUGAUCACAUUGUGCAUUGUAUAAGUGACUUCCUGGACUACAUGGGGAUGAAAAAUGCUCGUCUUCCUCUGGGCUUCACCUUCUCAUUCCCCUGCCUUCAGACCAGCCUGGAUGCCGGAGUUCUGGUGACGUGGACCAAAGGGUUCAAGGCAACAGACUGUGAAGGAGAAGAUGUGGUGGGGCUUUUGAGAGAGGCCAUUAAAAGACGAGAGGAAUUCGACUUGGAUGUUGUGGCUAUAGUCAAUGACACCGUGGGCACCAUGAUGACCUGUGCGUACGAGGAACCCACCUGUGAGAUUGGGCUCAUCGCUGGUACCGGCAGUAAUGCCUGUUACAUGGAGGAGAUGAGGAACAUUGAGAUGAUAGACUCCAAUACAGGGCGAAUGUGUGUCAACAUGGAGUGGGGUGCCUUCGGUGAUAACGGAUGCCUAGAUGACAUCAGGACCGAGUACGACCGUGCUGUGGAUGAUUUCUCUCUCAAUCCGGGAAAACAGAGAUACGAGAAAAUGUGCAGUGGUAUGUACCUUGGCGAAAUAGUGCGGAACAUCUUAAUAGACUUGACCAAGAGGGGCUUCCUCUUCAGAGGGCAGAUUUCUGAGACACUGAAGACCAGAGGCAUUUUUGAAACCAAGUUCCUCUCUCAGAUUGAGAGUGACAGAUUGGCGUUACUUCAAGUGAGAUCCAUCUUGCAACACCUUGGCCUGGACAGCACCUGUGAUGACGGUAUCAUUGUCAAAGAGGUUUGUGGAGCAGUGUCACGUCGAGCCGCUCAGCUCUGUGGGGCAGGAAUGGCCGCCGUUGUUGAUAAAAUCAGGGAAAACCGUGGCUUGGAAUAUUUGAACAUCACUGUUGGGGUGGAUGGGACUCUCUACAAACUCCAUCCUCACUUUUCCCGGAUUAUGCACAAAACCGUCAAAGAACUGGCCCCUCACUGCCAUGUCAACUUCCUGCUGUCAGAGGACGGCAGCGGCAAAGGGGCAGCGCUCAUCACAGCUGUGGGCGUCCGGUUGAGACAAGAGGUCAACAGUUAAUAACUGUCACAGUCCAGUGUCUUCCCUUGACUGGCCCCUUGCUGCUCUGCCCCCUCCUCUGUCCCACACUCCAGGAGAUGCUGUAGUGCGUCCAUGUGGAAAACAAUUUAGUGGCACAAUUGAUAUAUUACCUGUAGAACAUGUUGAAAGUUUGAAGAUUAUAGCUCAUUCAAUUGCUUUAAAACACACCCCUACAACUUUGCUUCGUGGUGUAUAAUGGUGCCACCCUCUGGAUUUUUCUAGUAAUUGCAAAGUGUCGAUCGUAAUACAGUACUGGACAAUGGUCUCACUGCAGUCAGUUUCGUGUCGCAUUAAUGUUCUUCCGUGAUAAUAAGUAGCUGCACGUUUAUGAAAUCUUAUUCCGUACCAAAGUUAGAUGAAUGUGUCUGCACAAAAUACACAAAUAUAUAUGAAGGGAGGCACAGCGGUUGACUGGUUCACAUGUCUGCCUCACAGUAUAGACGUCGUGGGUUCAAAACCGGUCGGUGUGUGGCGUUUACAUGUCCGCCACGGUUUCAUCCCACAUUCCAAAAGCAUGCAUAGCAGGUUAAUUGUCGCAACUCCAAAUUGUCCCUCUGUGUGAUUGUGAGUGUGAAUAGUUGCGUCUGUGUGCCCCUGAGAUUGACUGGCAACUAGUUCAGGGUGUACCCCGCCUACUGCUCUAAGACAGCUGGGAUAGGCUCCAGCACACCCGCGAAACUCGUGAGGAUAAGCGGAUCAAAUAAUGGAUGGAUGAUAUGUGAAAGGGAAUUUUGUUGGUGCUUUAAAGCUUUUAUGAUAUCAUUCCGGUAUUCAAUAUAUUUGACAUGUGCUGUUAUUUAUUUUAUUUGUAUAUCUGGAGAUGAUUAUGGUAAACAUUGCAAUAAUGAUGCACAAGUACACAUCCAAAGAGAAAGCUGUUGUUCUAAUCAGCUCAGUCAUGUAAACGUGAAUAUUGAACAUGGAACAUCCAAUCUAUGCUCGGGUGACGCAUACUUACUGAACGUGCUUGUGCUCCUCUUCUUUUGUGUUCCAUUUUCUUGUAAUCUACUGUAAAUUAUAUCCAAAGAACAAUUGUCCUUGUUCACAAUCCUGGGGUGCUGAUGUCUAGGCGCUGCAAAUCCAUCAAUUCGUUCGCAACAGGAACGAAAGUGCUUGAGGUGUUAUGGGUGCCAGUUGCAGCACCACUAGCCCAAAUCUGUGGGAAGGACAUUACACUUGCUGAAACUUUAAGAUCAUUUGAAACAUUCUGAUGAGGAGGAUUUUAAAUAUUCUUACUUCUUGUCUGAUAAAUGCUCUUUAAAUCUCAGGAGGAAGAUAUUUAAGUGAUCAAUUAUGUUUUGUUUUUUGCUUUACAAAAAGUGAAUGCUAAUGCAUGGGUUGGAAAUCCUCUUUGAGUUCCUGGUGUCCAUCAGGGCUCCAUCCUCGGUGCAUAACUAUUUGGAACUUGAAGUAUAAGGAUGUUUGCGAAUCCAAUUUGCCCUUCUGUUGCAGGGCUGGGCAACUUAAAUGCUGGAGGGGGCCACACUAUUUCAUCAGUCCUACUGUUUGUCCCAAUAAGAACAGCUCUUGACCCUUUUAGCGUUAUAGUUGGGGUUUUGGGAGAAUAUUGUAACAGUGACAAAGACACAUACCAGGGUCCCUGAAAUAUAUACCAUUUUAGAAUAGACAAAUUGAAGCUGCUACAGUGUUGUACAUAAGAAAUAAAUCACACUUAUGUGGGCAAGAGAAUAUAAUAACUCUCACGAAUGGCAAAGUAAAGCCUGAUUUGCCUCAAUGAUCACUCCAUAAUUGUCAAUAUUGAUCACAAACACUUGAAUUGUUUAGCUGUAUCUGUUCAACACUGUCAGUCAUUCAAUAAAGUCAAAGCAAUGUCAGAAUUA